Messenger RNA from Lytechinus pictus (painted urchin), 552 nucleotides. RefSeq names its product keratin-associated protein 10-3-like. The coding region runs from base 1 to 552 and encodes 183 amino acids. The record is from RefSeq and is a predicted model, not a curated record. The transcript has a single exon. NCBI's taxonomy places the organism in Eukaryota, Metazoa, Echinodermata, Echinoidea, Temnopleuroida, Toxopneustidae.
AUGCUCCGCCUUCACAGCCCUGCUGUCUCCCCGGCUCUGCUCUGCCUUCAUAGCCCUGCUGUCUCCCUGGCUCUGCUCUGCCGUCACAGCCCUGCUGUCUCCCUGGCUCUGCUCUGCCUUCACAGCCCUGCUGUCUCCCUGGCUCUGCAUGCCGUCACAGCCCUGCUGUCUCCCUGGCUCUGCAUGCCGUCACAGCCCUGCUGUCUCACUGGCUCUGCUCUGCCGUCACAGCCCUGCUGUCUCCCUGGCUCUGCUCUGCCGUCACAGCCCUGCUGUCUCACUGGCUCUGCUCUGCCGUCACAGCCCUGCUGUCUCCUGGCUCUGCUCUGCCGUCACAGCCCUGCUGUCUCCUGGCUCUGCUCUGCCGUCACAGCCCUGCUGUCUCCCUGGCUCUGCAUGCCGUCACAGCCCUGCUGUCUCCCUGGAUCUGCAUGCCGUCACAGCCCUGCUGUCUCCCUGGCUCUGCAUGCCGUCACAGCCCUGCUGUCUCCUGGCUCUGGUACCUGCUGUAUAUUGGAUACUGCAAGUGAUUGCGUAGCUCGUGGAUUGUAG